AUGGCUGUAAGGGAAGCAACAUGGGUGUGGGCGCAACGUCUUGGUUUCUACUAUGCAGGCUCCAAGACAUGGUCAAAAGCAAAAGCUACCCAGGGCCUAGCGUCCAAUGUGCGCAAGCCAUGUCAUGGGGUGACGGUUGUAAUUGUUGGGCAGCGAGUGGCGGCGGAAAAAGCGGAAGGAGAAAAAAAUGAAACAAAGAAAUCAAAGGUCGAUGAAACGCACACCGGAGGUGAGCCGCGCAUGUUGUGCCUUGUCGAGGUCAUGCUGGAGCGGUCUGUUUGGAGGGGAAGGGGGGCAGUUCCAAGUCGUGCCAGGCCGUGGAUCGCUGUGGAGGCAGCUCAAAGGAGGGGUAGUGUAGCGGGCGCUGGUGGAGCGCGUACUAGCCGCAGCAGCGUGAAAACAUCGGUGCAUGUGUCGACAAAGGCAGAGGCCGGUGCUGCCGUGGUCAUCAGACCGGGUAGGAAAGGCAGAUGGAAAGGUGGCCCAGCCGUGCAAUAA
This is a messenger RNA of Bipolaris zeicola 26-R-13, 498 nucleotides long. RefSeq lists its product as uncharacterized. The coding region runs from base 1 to 498 and encodes 165 amino acids. The record is from RefSeq and is a predicted model, not a curated record. The transcript is spliced from 3 exons. NCBI's taxonomy places the organism in Eukaryota, Fungi, Ascomycota, Dothideomycetes, Pleosporales, Pleosporaceae.